AUGGUACUCUCCGAAGACGAGUCGCAAUUCUUCUUGAUAAAUAGUCUGAUAGACGACGUCAACUUACACACUCCUUUGACAUCAUUAUCAGACUUCGACAUUAACCAGAUCCUCUCACACUCUUCGAGCUCGCGUUAA
This is a messenger RNA of Colletotrichum lupini, 138 nucleotides long. RefSeq lists its product as uncharacterized. Lineage: Eukaryota; Fungi; Ascomycota; Sordariomycetes; Glomerellales; Glomerellaceae. The coding region runs from base 1 to 138 and encodes 45 amino acids. The transcript is spliced from 2 exons. The record is from RefSeq and is a predicted model, not a curated record.